GACUUUGACCAGAUGGGAUCCCUCAGCGCGCUAGCCUGCCAGCAGGCUGUCGCACGGCUGAUAGACGACGCAGAGGUGAGGCUCAGGACGCUCACCGAGGAACGGCGGGAGAAGCGGCUCGAGGACUGGCGCUCCCGGGUCCAGAGCACGCAGAGGAAAGCUCACGAAUGGCUCAAGGAUUUCACACCAAAAGACGUCAUGGUGAAGGAAGGCGAGACAACGGCGCAGGACACCAACGAGGCGCUGGGCAUGCUCCGCAGAAGGUGGAGGAAGGUGUGGGACCGAGAAAAACCGCCUGCACACAGGUGGCGGGGAAAGCUAGGCCAAUGGCUGCCGACGCUCCCGGAGCAACAGUGGCCCAAGCUCAGCGAGCAAGAAGUGAGAGAAGGGCUGCGCAGGCAGGCGGGCUCCAGCGCCGGGCCAGACGGCUGGACUGGAGACGAGCUCGUGGACGCCAUGUUCGCAAGCGAGGCCAUCGCCAACCUGCUCAACGAGAUGGAACAGGCCGCCUGCGUGCCAGACGGGUGGAAGCAGUACCGGCAGGCUCAUCUGCCAAAGGCUGUGCCCGAGGGAGGCAGCAACGCGCUGCGCGCCGAGGACUAUCGGCCCAUCUGCGUGGCGAGCGCCUGGCACAGGCUUUGGGCGACCUCCAGGGCACGCUCAGAGGCCAGCCGCAGGUGGCAAGAAACCUGGUGGGAUAUGGACAUGGUCAGUGCGAAGAAGGGGUUCGAGUCGCACCAGGCCAGUUCGUCCGCGAUAGUGGCGGCGAACAUGGACAUGUACGUCACCUGGGACUACAGCCUCGCUUUCGAUAUGGCGGACCCCGCCAUCGCCGGCCACGUGCUGUCUGAGCUGGGCCUCCCUUCGAACAUUGGCAGCAUGCUGAUGAGCACGUGGGGAGAUCAGCGCCGGUGGUUGCAGCUCGCGGGCUGCGCCCUGCAGGAACCACAGAGGGUCAGCAGUAGCCUCCCCCAGGGGGGCCCCUGGUCGCCAAUGGCCCUCUGCGCAAUGCUGCUUGCGCCGCUCAAGCAGAUCAAGCACUACUGCGAGGACAUCCACGUGCAGUUGUACAUCGACGACCGCACCUGGGAGAGCCCCAGCAUCAUCACCAUGCUCCGCGCCGCGGACUACUGGACCAAGUGGUCAGAGACGCUGGGCUUGAAGGAAAACGAGAAGAAAAAACAGCGGCUGCACUGGCGUCCUCGCCAAAGGCGGCAACUUGCAGAGGCAGGAAUUGACCCGGCCAGCAUCCGCGACGCAAUCGACGCGCUGGGGGUCAAGAUCACUGGAGGGCGCAGCAGGAAGCUCUCUAAGAAGGAGACCAGGCGGCUCAGAACAGCAGAGGCGCAGCUUGCCAGGGCGCGCCAGCUCCCGCACCAACGGAAGGAAAAGAGAGAGAUCUGUGCCGCAGGGCCCGUCUCCAAGGCGGCCUUCGGAUGGGUCGAGCAGCCUAUGCCGAGCGGAGCGGCGGACCGGCUCCGACAAGGCGUGGCAAUGGCGUUGCGGCCUCCUCGACAGAGUGCGCCGCCUCUACGUCGACUGGCCUGGGGGCGCAGAGCUGACCCCCGGUUCCGCGCACAGCAGGACGCGAUCAUGGCACUGGCCAGGGUCGUAUCCAAGCGGGCCCACACCCUCAGCGACUUCGCCUGGGUGCUGCCCUGGACGCAGAAGGGAAGCUUCGCCGCCGAGGUAAGCAGCCACCUCAAAUGGACGGGAUGGAGACCCACCGCCGCCCGGUGGACCUGGCAGCAUUCAGGCUUGGAAAAUAUUCUCAUCACGCUGGACCACACCAGCCGGGAAUGGAGGCCACCCAGGGCGCUGGGGCACGCGUUGCGCGAAGCCUGGCGCCGUGCCCAGUACGACAGCUUCAUCAACUCCAAGCGCCGCGACGCGGCCAUCAUCAGGCAGAGCGGCAUCGGCUACAACCCCGUUAGGGUCAAGGCUGUGGCCCGGUGCUACGACGAGAACCCAGGGAAGGCGAUGAGGGUGUUGGCAGGCGCCGUCGUCUCGCCCAUGUGCAUUGCGAUCGCCAGGAGGGGCCCCGGUCUGCAAAAGUGCCCCUGGCGCGGUGCGCCACACGGAACACUGGACCACAUCGCGUGGGAGUGCGCUAACGUGCCCGGCCGGCCACCAGUCCGGCCUGCUGACGUGCUCCAGCGCAGGCUGUUCUUGCCGAAGGGCGCAAAGGCGGCGCGAGCAGUGGGCGACGCCAUCUUCCGCUGGGCGUGCACGCUGGACGACCUCCUCCUGCAGGAGAGGCACCCUGGUAACUUCGUCGUGCACUCUGGCGAGGUUCCUGUCAAUCUGGCUUAG
Molecule: messenger RNA, 2313 nt
Organism: Prorocentrum cordatum
Lineage: Eukaryota; Dinophyceae; Prorocentrales; Prorocentraceae
Source: the annotation of a GenBank genome assembly